Mastomys coucha (southern multimammate mouse) is the source of this 2372-nucleotide messenger RNA. It is a transcript of the gene Mtnap1, whose product is annotated as chromosome unknown C17orf80 homolog. The record is from RefSeq and is a predicted model, not a curated record. NCBI's taxonomy places the organism in Eukaryota, Metazoa, Chordata, Mammalia, Rodentia, Muridae. The transcript is spliced from 6 exons. The coding region runs from base 544 to 2259 and encodes 571 amino acids.
CCCCUCAGUCCCACCCGUACCACAGCUACUUCCGGUGUCUCCUCCGCGCCUCCCCAUGUCACAGGCGCCGUGGUACCGUCCCCCUGCGGCUGCGCAGAGGCGGGACGCCGGCCGCGCUUACCCAGAACCGCGCACGCAGGAAGAGGCGGGUCCUGGAGGGAGGACCCGACCGGGAACUUCCAGGACCCCGUGUAGGUGUCCGAGGCGUGCGCCUGCUCGAAAACAAAGCGGGACACGCCGUAAAAGCCAAGCCAGAUUUUAGAUAAAUCACACUAUUUGACAAUAACUGAUACUUGUAUCUGCGUGUAAGACUCUCUGGGGUGAAGUUUUUAAAAGGAACCCGACGAGAUCCAUCAGGCACUGGCGCGGACGGCCACAGGCUCAGGGUCAAGAGAGGAAUGCGGAACGGGAUAACGGAGUUGCAGCCCGGAUCGGGAACGGUCACGCCCACCUGUUGGAAGAGGCCGGACAGAAAGUGCGGGGAGACAGGCAGGCGUGGGAAGGCGGCGGCGUGAACAGAGCCGGCUCGCGGCGAGGAAGAGCAUGAGUGGAGCUGAACCCAGGAUGGAGGUCUGCCCUUAUUGUAAGAAGCCGUUUAAGCGAUUAAAAUCCCACUUGCCGCACUGUAAAAUGAUAGGACCAUCCAUAUCUGCUGACCAAAAAGUUUCUCAGUCCAAGCCGGCUGCACUUGCUAAAAAAGAGAGGAGGCCUCCCAGAGACUUAGCCAGAGCUGAAGGGAAGGAGCCUGAGAUGGAAGAUUCGAAAAGAACUGUGAAAGUGGGAACUGGCCGAGCAUCGUGGGCAGCUGCAGCCUCUCUGCGUCCAGAGGGUGCCUUGGAAAGCGUGCGUACAACAAAAGCAGAGGGAGAAACCAAAGAUCAAAAUCAGCUCUCCUUCCAAGCACUCAGACACGCCAAGCCAGAAGCGACUCUGCAGAGAGUCACAACCCCUCAGUCUCCUGCGUCAGAUGCCACCUCUCCUAAGAGAGAACUCACCCGAGAUGUGUCUGAGUCCAAGAGAAGUCCAUGUUGUCCCUCAGAGACAGAAGCACCUUCACUGGUCAGUUCAGUGGAACCUUUUCUUACUAAUCAAGAUGGAAAAUAUUCAUCAAUUCAGCCUCAUGCUAAACCAGCCAUUUCUGUCAGGCUCAAAUUAGACACAGUUGAUCCCCAAAGACCGAAGCUUCGGGUAAAAUUAUUAAAUAGGCCUGUUGGUGAUUGUCAUUCUCCAAAGAACGGCAGCCAUGGGGUUGAGAGAGUAGCACCCUCAGUGUCAAGCAGGGAGAAAGGUUCCCAAGAUGGGGGCCACCUCUCGGGAGUGUCUCCCCACCCUGGUAAUACCGAGACUCAGAAGUCAGAACCACUCUUCUCGGGCCUUCACGCUGACCUGCUGGGUAAAGCACAGCUCAGAGAGCAUCAGGAACUCGGCCUCGGAAUGGAGCCGAGCCAGAGCAAGGGAAAUACUGAGAACAGGAUGUCUGUCGCAGACGUACAGGAAGGGGCUGGCUUGGGCCAAGGUGGUAAGGACCCCAUUACAGCCACAAAGGCAGAGCCACAGGCCACCCGUGAACUUAAGAAUGUGUUCGUGCCACCACCAGGAGCUCGGAGUAAGCUUCUGUCUGUGCCAGGGUCAGGGGAUCAGAGCCUCACCUCUCUGCCUGUGACGUCUACUCCAGAAGAGAAAGCUCAGCUCUGGGGCCAGAGUCCCGUCCCUGCCAUAACGUGCUCAGUGGGGAGUGAAGGGGCUGUUCUGGAACCCACUACGUCCUGCCAGCCCCACACAGCCCAGCCAGGGCACUGCCUAAUGUCAUCCUCAGCUCAGUAUCCUGUUCCUAACAACUUGGUCAGUCAUGUUGCCGCUGCUGCCUCAGAGGCUCCUCUCAGGUGCCUGGGACUGGAGUGGUUUCCAGAACUCUAUCCUGCGUACGUUGGACUAGGGGUGCUGCCAGGGAGGCCCCAGUCUUGGAGCUUAGCAGCUCAGAGCCCUCCUUUUGCCAUUCUGCAAGGCAGGAGCGUCUCGAAAGUUCCUUGGUGGGGAAGAAGUUCGGCUGAUAGCAGGAGUCUGGAACCCCUGGCGCUUACAACUUCCAGCCUCCCUCUAAUGAGACUCUUGGGAGCUGUGCAUAAAGGCUGGGUGCGGUGCAACACCACCAUAAAGAAGAGUGGCGUCGGUGGCCUCACGAUGCUCUUUGCUGGCUACUUUAUCCUGUGCUGUAGCUGGAGCUUCAAGCAUCUGAAGCUUCAGCGCUGGCGUAAGUAAAGGCGAACGUGUCCGGGAGCCACAAAGAGAGUGACAGACGACUGCAGAGCCGAAGAAACACUUUGUUUGUACCAGGUCAGGGACGGUGCAAAUAAUAAAGCUGCUGAAAUCAG